AGUCUGCCACGGGAGGUGACUUGACCAGGGCCUGAAGAGGGGCAGGUACUUGAAUCCAGGCCACUCGAUCCCCAACCCUGCCUGGGAAGUUCCCCUCCCCCCCAGACUCAAUCCCAGCAGCCUUCCAUCCUAGGGGACAGGCCCGGGCGGCAGCCGGCUGAACUUGCCUGUGUCAGCCAUCCCCGCCCCAGGUUCCCUCUCUUCCUGGCUCACUAUCUGCUUUGCCACCCGGCUGGGGAAAGGUGGAGGGGGGGGAGACCCGGUCCCUGGUCGUCCCUUGCCUGCCCGCCCUGCUCUGCUGAGCGUGGACGGGAGACAGAGGUCUUUGAGGUCACCUCGCCGUUGCCUCUCUGUCUCCGGCCGGCCCAGUCCACAGCCAACCACCUACGACCUGCCUCUCUGCAGAGAAGCCCCUGCAGGCGGGGGCACAGGGAUGAGGCAGGGACUUGCCCCCCGGCCGGUGUCCCUCUCCCUGACCCUGGAAAGUCCUGCCUCCGCCCUCCCUCGGCUGAGCUGUCCUUGCCACCGGGCGGCCGAUGCCCCAGCUGAGCACCCAGCUUCCUUUGGGAGGAGCCCAGGCUCUGAGGAGUAGGAAGGGGGUGCUGCCGGCCGGCCUCCCUCCUGCCCUUGGAGCACACCACGCCUCAGUGCCGGGAGUGUGGCCCGCCUGCCCUCCUGCUGAGGCUGGGGGCCCUGAGGGGUGGGGUGGGUGCCGCAGGGCCCGAUCUGAGCUGCCUGCCCCCGCCCCCCAGAUCGUGUACUUCACCGCUACAUUCCCCUACGUGGUCCUCGUCGUGCUGUUGGUGCGGGGGGUGCUGCUGCCCGGAGCCCUGGACGGCAUCAUCUACUAUCUCAAGCCUGAUUGGUCAAAGCUGGGGUCCCCUCAGGUAUGGAUAGAUGCCGGGACCCAGAUUUUCUUCUCUUACGCCAUCGGCCUGGGCGCUCUCACAGCACUGGGCAGCUACAACCGCUUCAACAAUAACUGCUACAAGGACGCCAUCAUCCUGGCCCUCAUCAACAGCGGGACCAGCUUUUUUGCUGGCUUCGUGGUCUUCUCCAUCUUGGGCUUCAUGGCCGCAGAGCAGGGUGUGCACAUCUCCAAGGUGGCGGAAUCAGGUGGGUCCCCUGCCCCUCCGCCGGGCCUUCAGUCAGCAGCUGCCGUCCUAACAGACCGCAGCCCCGAACACACACACAAAUAGACAUUCUGGGAAAGGAGAGGAAGAUUCACUUAACUUGUCACUUCACUCGGGGCCAGAGGAAGGCCUGGCCGAGCAGCUGGAGCCUCACGGGCUCAACCAUGUGGGUCCUGGAGCCCUCAGCCGUGCAUCCAUCCCCGGGGCGCCAGGGUGUGCCCCCCACAUUUGGUAGAGUGUCAUAGAGCGACAGGAGGGGCUUUUGGGGGUGAAUAGUGACCUGUGACCACCAGAGCAGCUGGAAUGAAAGACCGGGGGU
Messenger RNA from Suricata suricatta (meerkat), 1452 nucleotides. RefSeq names its product sodium- and chloride-dependent creatine transporter 1-like. NCBI's taxonomy places the organism in Eukaryota, Metazoa, Chordata, Mammalia, Carnivora, Herpestidae. The transcript is spliced from 3 exons. Gene Ontology annotation, cellular component: membrane. The record is from RefSeq and is a predicted model, not a curated record. The coding region runs from base 537 to 1199 and encodes 220 amino acids. Gene Ontology annotation, biological process: sodium ion transmembrane transport.